Molecule: messenger RNA, 4703 nt
Organism: Pygocentrus nattereri (red-bellied piranha)
Lineage: Eukaryota; Metazoa; Chordata; Actinopteri; Characiformes; Serrasalmidae
Gene: wdtc1
Product: WD and tetratricopeptide repeats 1
Exons: 16
Coding region: 310-2316 (668 amino acids)
Biological process (GO): negative regulation of fatty acid biosynthetic process
Cellular component (GO): Cul4-RING E3 ubiquitin ligase complex; cytoplasm
Molecular function (GO): protein binding
Source: RefSeq, a predicted model, not a curated record
CAUCUGGCAACCCUGUCUGUCAGUCAGAGCUGCAGAGAGUUAGCCGUGUUAGCUGCGAUUUAAAACCUUCUUUUGACCACAAACACGGAUUUAUUUGAGUUUGUGCGCUCGGGAGGACUUUACUGAGUGUCCAGGUUAAAAAACAUUAAAAUCAUUUACUGCCUUUUUCUGAGGAGAAUCGGCUCCCAUUCGCCGCUGCAGUAUUACAGCUUUAGUCCAUCUGGCGAUGUGAGUUGUAUUGAUGCCAGAUGAGCUCUGACCCCUGCUUUGUCCACCUUGAGGCCAUGCUCAGUGAUAAGCUGUGAAGCCAUGACUCAGAGGAACAUCGCCAGGGAUAUCCUGCACAGACAAAUCCGGGAGAAUAGGGCGCUGGGCUUUCAAAGGCAUUACCAUGUGACCGAUCCCUUUAUAAAGCGCCUCGGCCUGCAGGCAGAGCUACAGGGUCACUCAGGGUGUGUGAACUGUCUGGAAUGGAACGAGAGAGGAGACCUGCUGGCCUCUGGCUCUGAUGACCAGCAUGCCAUAGUGUGGGACCCCCUCAGGCAAAAGAAGCUCAUUACUAUGCACACGGGCCAUGCAGCUAACAUCUUUUCAGUGAAGUUCCUGCCGCACUCCGGAGAUCGGAUAUUGGUAACCGGAGCUGCAGAUACCAAAGUGCACGUCCACGACCUGACAGCCAAGGAGACCAUCCACAUGUUUUCUGAUCACACUAACCGGGUCAAACGCAUCGCUACCGCCCCCAUGUGGCCUAACACGUUUUGGAGUGCGGCGGAGGACGGCGUCAUCAGGCAGUAUGAUCUGAGAGAGAGCAGUAAGCGUUCGGAGGUACUGAUCGAUCUGACUGAGUACUGUGGUCAGCUGGUGGAGGCGAAGUGUCUGGCCGUUAACCCACGGGACAACAACUACCUGGCAGUGGGAGCGAACGGUCCAUUCGUCCGGCUCUACGACAUCCGAAUGAUCCACAACCAUAGGAAAUCUCUGAGUCAGAGCAUGUCUGCUGGAGUGCACACAUUCUGCGAUAAACAGAAACCCAUCCCAGAUGGAGCAGGGCAGUACUAUGUGGCAGGUCACUUGCCAGUGAAACUUCCAGACUAUAAUAACCGGUUGAGGGUGCUGGUGGCCACUUACGUCACCUUCAGUCCAGAUGGGACGGAGCUGCUGGUGAACAUGGGUGGAGAGCAGGUGUAUCUGUUUGAUUUGACGUUUAAACAGAGGCCAUACACGUUUCUGCUGCCCAAGAAGUGCCAUCCUUCAUCAGAGGUGCAGAACGGGAAGACCACUACCAGAGUGGCCAAUGGAAUCCAUCUGUCCACCAGCCGCCUCAAACUGGCCAACAGCAAGGCAUCCAGUUCCACAGAGCUGCCCCCUCAUCUGGAGCGGAUUAAGCAGCAGGCUAAUGAUGCAUUUGCACGCCAGCAGUGGACUCAGGCCAUCCAGCUCUACAGUCUGGGCAUCCAUGCAGCUGGACACAAUGCCAUGCUGUAUGGCAACCGGGCAGCUGCAUAUAUGAAGCGCAAGUGGGAUGGAGAUCAUUAUGACGCUCUGAGGGACUGUCUAAAGGCUCUAUCUCUGAACCCUGGUCAUCUGAAGGCUCAUUUCCGGCUGGCACGCUGUCUGUUUGAGCUGAAGUAUGUGGCAGAGGCUCUGGAGUGUCUGGAUGAUUUUAAGGGUAAAUUCCCUGAACAGGCCCACAGCAGCGCCUGCAACGCCCUGGACAAAGACAUUAAAGCAGCUUUAUUUUCCAAAACAGACUCGGCCGAUGAGAAGAAAGGAAACAGCUCGAUCCGCUUCCACAAUUUCAGCCGGAAAGAGUCCAUCCCUGAGGACGAGAUCAUCCUGAGGGAGCGAAGCUUUGACUAUAAACAUCGCUACUGCGGCCACUGCAACACCACCACCGACAUUAAAGAGGCCAACUUCUUUGGGAGUAAAGGCCAGUACAUCGUCAGCGGCUCAGAUGACGGCUCUUUCUUUAUCUGGGAGAAGGAAACGACGAACCUGGUCCGGAUUCUGCAGGGAGAUGAGUCCAUAGUGAACUGCCUGCAGCCACACCCCAGCUACUGCUUCCUAGCCACCAGCGGCAUCGACCCCGUGGUGCGGCUCUGGAACCCGAGACCAGAGACGGAGACCGAUAACGGGCGCGUAGUGGAGGAUAUGGAGGGAGCGGCGCAGGCAAAUCAGCGGCGGAUGAACGCGGACCCUCUGGAGGUGAUGCUGCUGAACAUGGGCUACCGCAUCACCGGCCUCAGCAGCCGUGGCCAGGAGGCGUCCGACGAUGAGGACAGCACUGAGGGGCAGGUGCAGUGUCGGCCCAGUUAAAACGGACGGCCCUACAGCCCCCAGCGCGAAUGUGUCUCUCUCUCUGUGUGUGUGUGUGUGUGUGUGUGUGUGUGUGUGUGUGUGUGUGUGGAGGCAAAUGCACCGUAGAUAUUUAAUUUCUUCAGCAACCUUCUCACAGCCAGCACUGCGCUGAGCUAAGGUUGGUGGCUGUGCAGCGCCCCCUAGGACAAGAAUGGAGAACAGCAGGCCGAUGAGGAGGUUUUUAUCAAUGAAGAUAGAAGCCUGAAUCCCACCCCCUACCACACUGGAGCCCCCCAAACAGAACACAGUACAGUACUCAUGUCACAAAAAGCAGUGCAUCUCAACCAGGAGCCUUCUGUCAUCACACUGAAAUCAUAAUUUAAUGUCAAAUGAAAGCAUCUUAAACGUAUACAGUUUACUUCUGCAGUUCAUAACUCAUUUUAUUUUAUUUACAUUUUUGCACUAUUUGAAAAUAUUUGCCUUAAAAUUAGUACAUUUCACGCUAAGUUGACAUAUAGAAACAGUCCAAAAAACUGGCUUGCAAUGACAUGCAUCAAAUUAAAGUGACAAAUGUCUCCUAAAUACAUUACAGAGAUCAGAGGUUUUCUUAUUUCUCAGUAUGAAAUGCUGUUUGUAUUACAUUACAGUCUAUUAUAGGAAUAUUAUUCAACCAGUUUCCAGCCAUUUUUCCUAUAUGAGAUCAUAUUAAGGGAUAUAAUCUUCACUUACUUACAAAACUUCUUAUAAUACCACUGUAGUAAGAUACUUUCACUUAAGUAAAUUGCUUAAAUAAUCUUAAAACGUCCCAACAGCAACUUCAUAAUGAGAAAUAUUAGAAAUUUUCCCUGCAUUUAAGAUGCUUCCACUUGCUGAGACAACAUUAUUCCCUUCCUUAUCAGCUCAUUGAAGUCUUGACGAUUACCUGCAUGUAUGACACGCAAAAAUAAAGAGGCUCCUGUUUCACACUGAAAAACACAGAGAUAAAGUGAACUUAAAGCUCUUAAACCUCCACCUGUGCAAAAUGUCUUGGACAGAGAUGCUCCAGCUCAGUCCCAAAGGUGCCAGCUCCUUAGUGCUGCCGCCGGUUCAUUGUUUUUCUCAGCAGGGCCAUGUGCUUCAGUUAUUUUCUGAUUUAGGGCUUGCUCUCUGGCGCCCCCAUCACACACUGAGGCUCUUCUGCUCUAAAGCCGGGAUGUUUUGCUUUGCUGCCCUGAUGAAAGAUGCAGCAGAAACGCCGGCAGAAGCGCAACUUUAAGAUGGACUCUGUUUAUUGAACUCUUCUGCAGCACUUUCGAACCCAUCCCAGAGAAACCGAGCAGUGUUGUGUUUCUGAAUGUUUCCGAAUGGAGAUUCUGGGAUUGAAAAUCGUUUUUUGAGAUUCUGGUGAUCAGUGUUUGAUGUUCACCUGUCAGAUUGUCUGAGUUAUUAUGGGGAGUUUUUGUAUGUUUAUUUUUUGGGGGGGAUAUGCAUUAUCAGAGUUCGGAGAUGUAUAUGCAGAUUAUUGUCUUUUCAUUUAUGAUGAAAUAGUUACAUAAUUAAGCACACAACAGGCAGCAGCUGCCUCACAGCUCCCCUCACAGCUCCCCACACGCUAAAACAGCAAAUAAAGAACCUAUACGGUCACAUAAAACUGCAGAAAAUUAGGCCAAGCUGCUGACUCUGCCUACAUGCAGUGUGAAACUAAGUCAGGGAGGAAAUAAUGGCAGAUCUAAAGUGCAGUUCCAAGUUUGUUUAUCUUUUGUCCUCUCUAGGCUGCACCCACAAAUGUGUUCUUUCAUAGCUGUUGUUGCGAGGCUGGACAAGCUUUACAGAACACUAAUAAAAAUCCCAUUAAACCUAAUGAGGAGCUCAGUUUAUAUCACAAUACCUACAUUUAGAGUGAAUAAGGCUCAGUUUAUGUUCUACAGUUUCUCUUUUAGGUUUAAUGGGAUUUUUACCAGCAUUCAAUAAAGCUUGUCUGUCCUCAGAACAGCAGCUAUUAAUGAAUAUAUUUGUGGGCGGAGCCUGUAGAGGACAGUUAACCAAGGCCAGAGUAAUCUAGGUGGUUGUUAUAAGCACUUUUUGGCCCUUCACAGACGACUAGGUUCCUGCAGGUGAUAGUAAUAAUCACCCCCACUGUUCUCGAGUUUUAGCUGUACGUUAUGAAACAGACAUUUUCAAACAGACAGCAGUCUAAAACUGCCUUUCUGCUCACUUGGCUUUGCUAAAGCUAGGCUAGGAGACCCCCAAUCAGUUUGGAGGGAAGCGCAGGACUGAAGGACUGUGACUUUAACACUAGGCUGCCAUUUGUAUUUAUUUGGGUGAGGCUGUCCUUGUGUCUCAUUGUUUAUUUUUCUUUGGAGAAUUCAGUAACUAAGUUUGCUGCAUAAAGAAUUAAAAAAAGAAUAAACAAGGAUUAAAACUGA